Messenger RNA from Drosophila obscura, 738 nucleotides. RefSeq names its product succinate dehydrogenase cytochrome b560 subunit, mitochondrial (gene SdhC). Lineage: Eukaryota; Metazoa; Arthropoda; Insecta; Diptera; Drosophilidae. The transcript has 2 exons. Gene Ontology annotation, molecular function: electron transfer activity; succinate dehydrogenase activity. Gene Ontology annotation, cellular component: membrane. Bases 104 to 619 code for a protein of 171 amino acids. Gene Ontology annotation, biological process: mitochondrial electron transport, succinate to ubiquinone; tricarboxylic acid cycle. The record is from RefSeq and is a predicted model, not a curated record.
AUUCCGUAGUUAUACCGAGAAAAAUACUUAACGGAUACUUACAUAGGUGGUAAUUUUCAGCUUCUGUUAUACGGUCAUACAAGUUCAAGAGAAAAACACUGAAAUGUAUGCACUCUCCAGCACUCUUAUUCGGUCGCCGGCCUUGCGCCAGGGCCUCAAGAUGGCCGCUGCCAAUCGCCAGGUAUCGCUGAAAGUUGUCUCUGUCGGCUCCACCGUCAAGGAUGAGACCUACUUCGAGAAGAACGAACGCCUGGGACGCGAAAUGUCCCCCCAUUUAACCAUUUACCAGCCACAGCUGACCUCCAUGCUGUCGAUCAUUCACCGCGGCACUGGCAUGGCUCUGGGCGUCGGCGUUUGGGCUUUGGGUUUGGGUGCACUGAUUUCGUCUCACGACAUCAACCAUUAUGUGACUAUGGUCGAGGGACUCCAAUUGAGCGGCGCCACAUUGACGGCGCUCAAGUUCAUCAUCGCCUAUCCGGCGGGAUAUCACACAGCGAACGGCAUUCGCCAUCUCUUCUGGGACACGGGCCGUUUCCUCAAGAUCAAGGAAGUGUACAGCACUGGUUAUGCAAUGGUCGCCACCUCUUUUGUGCUAACUGCCAUACUGGCCCUCAUCUAAGCUGACUAAGCUGUCUGUCCUCAGGACAUUUGGUGCGGGUUGUGCAUGUUAAAUAUUAGUGUGAAUAUCGUGUUAAUAAUUCAUUGAAUGCAUUGAAUACAUGUAAAGUAUAUUUAUUA